CGCCAGGAGGCGGAGCGCGUCGCAGGCUGCUCCCGUCAGUUCCCGAGGCGGAGACGGCGCCGGCCGCAGUUUAGCUAACAAUGAAUCAGAAAGAAAUGACUGGCAACCAAAACUCACGGGAUAAUUUGCUGGCAGAUUUCCCUCAAGGCCCCCUUUCCAGAUACCGUAAGAAAGCUUCCUUCAACUGGAAGGAGAUGGCACUUUUCAUAGAUGGUGAAGAUGUCAUCCAGCUGAAGAACAGAAUCUUCUCUGCUCUGGAAAAUGAUCCUCUCUUUGCACAUCAUCCUGGAGAGGAUUUGUGCCGUGAGAGGUACCAGGAGCUGACCUUCCUGCGCUGUAAAAAGCUCUUUGAGUACGAGUUCCUCACUCAGCAAGAAGCGAUGGCGGACCCAUUAAGGCUCUUUCAUAUGGUGAUCUUUAUAGGAAUGUAUGAUUGGUCUCUGUGUCUCAAGUUUUUCUUACAUUCUGGUUCAUUUGCAGGUUCAAUUAUGAGUGCUUCUAAGAGACUUGCAUACGUUUUGGAACAAGCUUAUAGCAUGGAGAUUUUUGGUUGUUUUGCUCUGACUGAACUCAGCCACGGAUCUAACACCAAAGGCUUACGGACUACAGCCACGUUUGAUCCCAGCACUCAGGAAUUCAUCAUCAAUACACCUGAUUUUGAAGCUGCAAAGUUCUGGGUUGGUAAUCUGGGGAAACAUGCCACUCAUGCAGUUUUGUAUGCCCAGCUCUAUACUCCUGAUGGACAGUGCCAAGGAUUGCAUCCCUUUAUUGUACAGAUUCGAGACACAAAAACUCUCCUACCAAUGCCAGGUGUGAUGGUAGGAGAUGUAGGAAAGAAAAUUGGGCUGAAUGGGUUGGAUAACGGAUUUGCCAUGUUCCACAAUGUCAGGAUACCAAAAGAAAACAUCCUGAAUAUAGCUGGAGAUGUCACAGCUGAGGGGAAGUACUCAAGUUCUAUCAAGGAGGUUAAAGAACGUUUCAGUGCAGCUCUGGGAUCCUUGUCCAGUGGCAGAAUUAUGAUCACAGGACUUUCCACAACCAACUUAAAGCUUGCCUUGGCAAUAGCCAUCCGCUUCUCAGCAGCUCGCCGUCAGUUUGGACCCACUGAGGAUGAAGAAAUACCUGUCCUUGAAUACCAAACACAGCAAUGGCGUCUUUUACCUUAUCUGGCUGCUGCAUAUGCCUUAGAUUAUUUCUCAAAGUCCCUGUUUGGGAACUUUGUAGAGUUUUUUGCAGGUGUUUUGGCAAAGGACAGGAAUCAGAGACAGGCUGAUUUGGGACGUGAGAUUCAUGCUUUAUCUGCUGCCAGCAAAUCACUGGCAUCUUGGACUGCUCAGCAGGCAGCCCAGGAGUGCCGAGAAGCUUGUGGAGGUCAUGGUUACCUUGCCAUGAAUCGUCUGGGUGAAAUCCGAAAUGACAAUGAUCCAAACUGCACAUAUGAGGGAGAUAACAAUGUCCUGCUUCAGCAAACCAGCAACUACUUAAUGAGCUGGAUGAAUUGCAUAAGAGAUAAAGCUCCUUUUGAAUCCCCUUUGGGAACAAUAAACUUUUUGCAAGACUACCAUCAUAUUCUUGGCUGGAAAUUCACAGCCAUUAGUGUUGAAGAUUGCAUGGACUCCUCAGUUCCUUUAGCAGCUUAUAAAUGGUUGGUUUGCUACCUGCUCCGAGAAAGUGACCUAAAAAUGAAUAAGGAGAAGCAGGCUGGACAAAGUGAUUUUGAGGCAAAAAACAACUGUCAGGUGUACUACUGUCGGUCUCUGGCUCUGGCUUUCAUUGAGCAGACAGCCUUGCAGCGCUUCCACGACUACAGCCACGAUCCCAGCGUCCCAGCAGCUCUGCAGCCAGUGCUGAGGCAUCUCAGUGCUCUCUAUGGGCUCUGGUCCUUGAGUAAACACCUGGCUGUGCUCUACCAAGGUGGCUAUGCUUCGGGGGAACAACCUGGGAAAUUUAUUCAGGACGCUAUUCUGAAGCUCUGUUACAGGUUGAAAGAUGAUGCAGUUGCCCUGGUUGAUGCCUUUGCUCCUUCAGACUUCAUUCUCAAUUCUGCCAUUGGUAAAGCAAGUGGAGAGUUAUACAAAAAUAUGUGGGGAGAGAUCCUUCAAGGCAACAAAGUUCUGAACAGACCUUCAUGGUGGGCAGAAUUUUGCAUGAAUAAACCUGUUAUAGGCAGGCUGAGGUCAAGAUUGUAAACCAAACAGCUUUUAAGAGUCUGGAUGGGCCUGAGAUGGAUACCUUGUGACAAACAUCAGGAGGAAAUGAGGCCAUAUGAAUGAUGAAAAUUGAAGGGAUUUUCACCAGGAGGUGCCAAGUUAUUUUAAAACUUUGAAAUCAAGUCCAACUUGAUCUGAGGGACUGUUAACAUAAUAAUGACAAGAUCGAGAGCAGCACAUCUGCACACUAUACAUAUUUACUUAAUUAAAUUUUAAAAAAUGAAGAUUUAUUUUAAUCAUUGAUUUGCAAAGUUUAUAUUAAAAAGAUUUUCCAAUCA
This is a messenger RNA of Melospiza georgiana, 2488 nucleotides long. It is a transcript of the gene ACOX3, whose product is annotated as acyl-CoA oxidase 3, pristanoyl. The coding region runs from base 81 to 2189 and encodes 702 amino acids. The transcript has 18 exons. Gene Ontology annotation, molecular function: fatty acid binding; pristanoyl-CoA oxidase activity; FAD binding. Gene Ontology annotation, biological process: lipid homeostasis; fatty acid beta-oxidation using acyl-CoA oxidase. Gene Ontology annotation, cellular component: peroxisome. The record is from RefSeq and is a predicted model, not a curated record. NCBI's taxonomy places the organism in Eukaryota, Metazoa, Chordata, Aves, Passeriformes, Passerellidae.